CCCCCUUGACUGACAGGUUGCCCACCUCCCCCAACCCCACUCCGCUUCGCAGUAGACGGACAGAGGAGUCGAAGUGGUCGAGACUUUUGCGGCCCCGGCGUGCCGGAAAAGUAGACAGAAAAGAAUGACCAGACUUUGGAAGAAAGCUCAGAAGUGACAGAGACAAAAGCAAGCAGAAAAGCAAUUUGAAGUAAAACAGCUCAGAAGUGAUAGAGACAAAAGCAAGCAGAAAAGCAAUUUGAAGUAACACAACAGAAAAUUUCAAGAAAGCAAGAAUCAGUGAACUUGGAAAGAAAAAAUGCCUACAUAGUAUGCUUGUUAUGUGAAUUAGCUCAUUAACUAGUAGUAUGUUAUGCAUAAAAGUGGAUAAUUUACAUGAUAAAUGAAAAUGGCCAAUUCUUUAAGAGGAGAAGUACUAAAACUUUAUAAAAAUCUGCUGUAUCUUGGACGAGACUAUCCAAAAGGAGCAGACUAUUUUAAAAAGCGUUUGAAGAACAUUUUCCUUAAAAACAAAGAUGUGAAGAAUCCAGAGAAGAUCAAAGAACUUAUUGCACAGGGCGAAUUUGUAAUGAAAGAGCUAGAAGCCUUGUACUUCCUUAGGAAAUACAGAGCUAUGAAACAACGCUAUUAUUCAGAUACCAACAAAACUAAUUGAUCAAUACUACCUUAAUUUAGCUGACAAUCAGUGCCAGCUGUUUAUGUAUACCAGAUGUUGUAAAAUAAUUCUAACUUAAAAUGGGAAGAUAUACAUGUUGUGUAAAAAAUCCCUGAGCUGCCCUACUGAACUAAAUAGGUUUCAACUUCUGUUCAUACUGAGAAAUUAUCAGCAACUUUAUGCUCAAUUCUGAUACAAACAUAGCAAUUUAGCUAUACCACCGAUUAUAAAUUAAUGAGCACCCAGUUUUGAAUGAAAAUAUAAUAUACUUAAUCCUGUAACUUAAUAGGACUUAGCCAAUUAUUUUUAGCUUAUUUCUCCACUUUACUGACAAGAGAAUGCCAUUUACCGAACAUUUAAUAAGCAAAAUAAUUUCUUACACACUUACUUAACUUUUGAAAGGAAUCCCUUAUUUUUUCACCCAAUUUGGUGUAUUAACAGCACAUACUCAAGGUUCACUACAAAACAGUUCCUGGUAAUGAUUUAAAUGUAGUUAUAGAAAUAAUAUGUAUGGAGUGAUUACUUCUGACCUUGAAAUAGCCUGCUGGUGACUGGCAUUACAUACAUAACUAUUCAAUUAUUUCCAUUAUUAAUGUUGCUGCUGCUACCUUUGGGCUUAAAACCAAGUCACCUGUUGUGUAUCAAUUACCUUCUUUGAUAAAAGGAAAUAAAUAAUGUUAUCCUA
Messenger RNA from Symphalangus syndactylus (siamang), 1340 nucleotides. It is a transcript of the gene ETFRF1, whose product is annotated as electron transfer flavoprotein regulatory factor 1. Lineage: Eukaryota; Metazoa; Chordata; Mammalia; Primates; Hylobatidae. Gene Ontology annotation, biological process: respiratory electron transport chain. The record is from RefSeq and is a predicted model, not a curated record. Gene Ontology annotation, cellular component: mitochondrion.